Molecule: messenger RNA, 7099 nt
Organism: Momordica charantia (bitter melon)
Lineage: Eukaryota; Viridiplantae; Streptophyta; Magnoliopsida; Cucurbitales; Cucurbitaceae
Product: mRNA methyltransferase EMB2016
Biological process (GO): mRNA modification
Cellular component (GO): RNA N6-methyladenosine methyltransferase complex
Molecular function (GO): RNA binding
Source: RefSeq, a predicted model, not a curated record
CUGGGUUCGGAAGAGCGAGUUGGCAACUCAGACGAUCGACUCAGAUCCAACUCGCUAAACCCCAACUAGUCUCUCAGGUCGGUGGGACAACCUGAAAAACCCUUCUAACUACCAAAUUUCGCCCCCUCUGCCGUUCCCACCGCCGGAACCCUAGGUCGUAGAAUCACUCCUCCGACGCUCCCCUUCCAUGGUCCUCUGAUUGCUUCUUCAUCUUCUUCAGAUGGGUCGGCCGGAGCCCUACGUCCUCUUUGCCCAGACCUUCGCUCACCCCCACCUCGACGAAUACGUUGACGAGGUAUUGUUUGCUGAACCAGUUGUUAUCACCGCGUGUGAGUUUAUUGAACAGAAUGCUUCGUCUACCUCUCAAGCAGUAGCACUAGCUGGUGCCACUUUGCCUCCUUCAUUUGCCGUAGAAGUGUUUGUUCAAUGCGAGGGAGAGACAAGAUUCAGACGCCUCUGUCAGCCUUUUCUAUAUUCUCAUUCAUCAUCGAACGUUCUGGAAGUUGAGACAAUUGUAAGUAACCAUUUAGUUGUAAGAGGCAGCUACCGCAGCCUAAGCUUGGUGAUAUAUGGAAAUACAGCAGAGGACCUUGGCCAGUUCAACAUUGGUUUGGAUGAUAGCUCAUUAAAUAACCUUGUUACCUCUGCUGAAGAGAACUUAGAGGAUCUCCCUCUGGCACUACAUUCAACUAGUUUGAUGACUGAGGAACCUGUGACUUCUCCAAUGAAGUUGUCACAACCUGAUGCUGUAUUGGAUAUUCCGGUUGAGGUUAAGCAAUUUUUACAGUUAAUGGCCAACAUGUUGGAACAAUUGAGUUUAGGCGAUGCAAUUCAUAAAAUAUUAGUCAUUGUAAUUUCAUCUGCUUCCUCUUAUGUCUCUUAUAUUCGAGAGAGAUCAAAGGAUCCAGAAGCUUUGUGUGGUAUUUUCAAAAAUGCCAAUAAGGAUCUUCUUAAGUUGUGUAAAGCUAUACAAGAGUCGAUGGAUGUAUCAGCUAACUUAUCUGCAGAGUUCUCUUUCCUUGAAUCUGAGGCUGAUUUGGCUUCUUCAAAACAGUUGGUGGAUAGUUUGAGCAAGUAUUUGAAUUUUAACUUGAGCUCUUCAGCUGUUGGCUGUCCUUGGCAAUCGAAGAACACCAGUGUCAUUUUUGGGUUGAGUGUGGCUCUUUUCUUGUGCUCUGCUCGAGAGAGUUGCUUUCAUUUUGUCAAUGGUGGUGGAAUGGAACAAAUUGUGCAUCUUCUUAGUAGUGGCGUCCAAGACUCUAUCACUUCGACCUUGCUUCUUCUUGCAGUUGUUGAACAAGCUACYCAAUAUUCAUUUGGAUGUGAAGGCUUUUUAGGUUGGUGGCCUCGUGAAGAUGAAAAUGUUCCAUCUGGAGCUAGUGAAGGUUACAGUCAGUUGUUGAAUUUGUUAUUGCAAAAGCCACGUCAUGAUAUUGCUUCUCUCACAACUCAGAUCCUUCAACGCCUAAGUUUUUAUGAAGUUGCUUCCCGAUAUGAGUGUGCUGUCUUGUCUGUAUUGGGAGGUCUUUCUAGCAUUGGAAGAGUUUCAAAUGUUCAUUUGAACGUGCUUAUCAGUAUGAAGUCCCAACUUAAAACAAUUCUGAAUUUGAUAAAUUUAUGUGGGCCAAUUCAAGAUCCUUCUCCACCUUCAUGUGCUACCAAAUCAUUGUUUCUCGGUCAAACUGAUGGUUUAUUAUCAUGUAAAGCAACAAGUUACUUGAUAUCCUCAUCAAAGUGUAGCUUUUCACAAUGGGAUGCUGACCCUCAUUUACUUGCGCUUCUAAAGGAAAGAGGGUUUUUUUCUCUUUCAGCUGCAAUGUUGUCAUCUUCCAUAAUGCGUUCAGAAGGGAGUAAAAUCAUGGAUGUGUUUUUGGAGAUUGUAUCUUCUAUUGAAGCCAUUGUCCUUUCACUUCUUUUUUGUCGAUCAGGUCUAGUAUUCCUACUCCACCAUUAUGAACUUUCAACUACAAUUCUUCAUGCUUUAAAGGGUGAUGAAGAUGCCAAUUUGGAGGAGUGUAUGCCCAUUCGAUAUGCAUCAACCCUUAUCUCUAACAACUUCUUUUGUAAGCCCUCAAAUAUUGCUACGAUUGUACGGAUACACUUGAGAGUGGUCACUGCAAUUGAUCGCUUACUUAUGACGACUCCAAACUCAGAAGAAUUUUUAUGGGUCUUGUGGGAACUUUGUAGUAUUUCUAGAUCUGACUGCGGACGUCAGGCCUUGCUUGCUCUGACAUACUUUCCAGAGGCCAUUGUCAUUUUAAUUGAAUCCUUACGUUUGGUCAAAGAGCCAGAACCAGGAAGCAAGAAUAGUGGUGCUUUGCCUCUGAAUCUUGCAAUAUCUCACUCUGCUGCUGAGAUCUUUGAAGUCAUUGUAACCGACUCAACUGCAUCUUCACUUGGUUCUUGGAUUGUGCAUGCCAUGGAGCUUUACAAGGCUUUACAUUGUUCUACUCCAGGGUCAAAUAGAAAAGAUGCUCCCACUCGAUUGUUGGAAUGGAUAGAUGCUGGUGUUGUUUACCAUAAGAGUGGGGCUAUUGGUCUUUUAAGAUAUGCUGCUGUAUUAGCAUCUGGGGGAGAUGCUAACUCAAAUUUAGCAAAUACUUUAGUGUCGGAGUUGACAGAUUUAGACAAUGCCGGAGAACCUGCUGGUUCUGAUGUUAAUGUCAUGGACAAUCUUGGUAAAACCAUUUCUGAAAAGACUUUUGAUGGUGUUACCCUUCGUGACUCAUCUAUAGCACAAUUGACUACUGCAUUCCAGAUUUUGGCAUAUAUUUCAGAAAACUCAACUGUUGCUGCUGCCCUGUAUGAUGAAGGUGCAGUAGCGAUUAUUUAUGCAGUACUAGUUGACUGUCGAUUUAUGCUGGAGAGGUUCUCAAACAAUAAUGAUUAUCUCGUUGACGAGGGUACAGAAUGCAAUUCUACAUCAGAUUUGCUCUUGGAACGUAAUCGAGAGCAGAGCCUAGUCAAUCUUUUGGUACCAUGCUUGGUGCUGCUUCUCAAUCUCUUGCAAACAUUGCAGGUUGCUAAAGAGGAGCAUAGGAAUUCAAAACUAAUGAAUGCUCUUGUAAGAUUGCAUCGAGAAGUGAGUCCAAAACUAGCUGCUGGUGCAUUUGAUUUAUCCUCACCGUUUCCCAAUUCUGCACUUGGUUUUGGAGCUGUCUGCCAUCUUCUGGUGUCCGUACUUGCUUGUUGGCCUGUUUAUGGCUGGACUCCUGGCCUUUUCAGCUCACUCCUUAAUAGUGCCCAAGCUACCUCUUUACAGGCUUUGGGUCCAAAAGAAACCUGCAGCUUGCUCUGUCUGCUGAAUGAUUUAUUUCCUGAUGAAGGAAUCUGGCUUUGGAAGAAUGGUAUGCCUCUGUUGAGUGCCGUUAAAAAACUUGGUAUCAGGACAAUAUUGGGGCCUCAAAUUGAGAAUGACGUCAAUUGGUAUUUGGAGCCUGGUCACCAAGAGAAACUGUCAGGUCAACUAUUGCAACAGCUUGAAAAGAUUUCCCAAGUUGUCCAACAUUAUGCCAUUUCGACAUUGGUUGUCAUCCAAGACAUGCUUCGGAUAUUUAUAAUUCGCCUUUGUUGUCAAAAAGCUGACAGCGCUUCUAUUCUUCUGCGACCAAUAUUAUUGUGGACACGUGCUCGUGUUUCUGACUUGUCUUCUCUUUCAGACAUGGAUGCUUACAAAAUAUGUAGGUAUCUUGAUUUUUUUGCCAGCUUAUUGGAGCAUCCUCAUGCCAAGGCGCUAUUGUUGAAUGAGGAUGCUAUCCAGUUGCUAAUUGAAGUAUCACAUAGAUGUUUGGAUGACUUAGAUUCAGACGAAAAGCUGGUUCCCGGGUCCAGAUUCUCUACUAAAUGUGGGUUUUCUAUACUCAACUGGUGCCUCCCUGUUUUCAAGUCCUUUUCGUUACUUUGCUACUCUAGGCCAUCUCUUAAGCACAUUGGAAAACACAAUCUGCACCACUUUGGCUUAUUAAGCGCAGAAGAUUAUUCGUUGAUUCUAUGUUGUAUUCUACAGUUCUGUCAGGUCCUGCCUGUUGGAAAAGAAUUAGUUGCUUGUCUUGCAGCAUUCAGGACCUUGGGAUCUUGUAGUGAAGGGCGAACUGCUUUAGCAUCUAUUUUGAUUGAUAUUAAUAAUGUUGACGAGCUUGAAUCUCAAGGACACAAAAAGGGAAGUGACUUCUCUUUUAAUGUAUCAAGUUGGAGGAUGAAUCCUCCUCUGCUAUUUUGCUGGAAAAAGUUAUUGAUAUCAAUUGAUUCAAAUGAUUAUAUACCAAGGUAUGCAAUUCAGGCAGUUGAUGCGCUGUCUUCAGGAUCAUUAAGCUUAUGCCUGGAUGGAUCAAGUUUGGUCUUGGACAGGAUCGGAGAAGUGAAAUUUCUCUUUGGCCUUGCUGAUGCUGUAGAUGAUGUAAUUGUUUCUUCGUCCGAAGAUGCUAUAGGUUAUAUACAAGAAAUGAUUGAUGUUUUCAAGUUAAAAUUGAGAAUUGGUGAUUAUCCAGAAGACUCCAACAUACCAACUUUGAUGCAUCAGGUUUUAGAGACUGCAGAAUCAUUGUUAUUAUUGUUAGAGAAGCCUACUGGUUCAGUUAAGGUUGAAGAUAUUACUCCACCUGAUGCUUCUUUGAUACCGAGUAAUAUAUUAGAUUCUCUGAAGCUUUGCCAGUUUUCCGAUGACAGCAUUGGAAGUGUGGAUGACAAUCUUCUUUUAGGUAUCGGGGACAAGUUUAUGUGGGAGUGUCCAGAAAUAUUACCUGAUAGAAUGAAUGCUCUUCCUGCAAAAAGGAAAAUGUCAACAUUGGAUGGGCAAGCUAGGCGUGCUAGAGGAGAGAACUCCCCAGCUGAGAUCUCAUCCCAGAACACAYUUGCACGUGGAUCUGGGAUAUCUACUGCCCCUUCACUUCCAUCACGUAGAGAUACUUUUCGGCAGCGCAAACCAAAUACCAGUCGGCCUCCUUCUAUGCAUGUUGAUGAUUAUGUUGCAAGAGAACGAAAUGUUGAUGGGGCUAUUAAUUCUAAUGUAAUUGCUAUUCAGCGAGUAGGGUCUUCUAGUGGGAGACCUCCAUCAAUACAUGUGGAUGAGUUUAUGGCCAGACAAAGGGAACGCCAGAAUCCUGUUGCAGCUGUUGUUGGGGAGGCCGCAUCACAAGUGAAGGGUGGUGGGGUUCCUGUAAGUGACACAGAUUUGGAGAAAAUAAGCAAACCUAAGCAGUUAAAGACUGACCUUGAUGAUGAUCUUCAGGGGAUUGAUAUUGUAUUUGAUGAAGACUCUGAUCCUGAUGACAAAUUACCCUUCCCUCACCUAGAUAAUAAUCUACAGCAAUCUGAUUCUGUCUUGGUUGAACAAGGUUCUCCUCGUUCUAUUGUUGAAGAGACAGAAAGUAAUGGUAAUGAUACAAGUCAGUUUUCUCCCAUAUGUGCACCGUCUGCAUCUAAUGUUGAUGAGAAUACCCAAAGUGAAUUUUCUUCCAGGAUGUCUGUUUCACGUCCUGAAUUCCCAUUGGCUCGUGAAUCUAGUGUGUCCUCUGGGAAGAAGUAUUUUGAGCAUCCUGAAGAUGGAAAGAAUGCUAUUCCAGUUAGAAGUACAGGUGGGGUUGAUACUUCAGCUACAGUUAACUCUGCCUACAACAAUGCAAUUACGCCACCUUCAAAGUUACUGGCUGAGCCUAGGGCAAGUACACAGAAUUACUUCCACAAAAAUAGUCCUCAGAAUCUUGGCAGUGGACCACUAUCGAUAGGAUCUCAAGGAUUCUAUGAGCAGAGGUUUUUUCCAACUCAACCACCUCUACCUCCAGUGCCUCCACCUCCAACAGUUGCACCUGUAAUAUCUCAACCAUCUGAUCUGGUUGCCAGUCAAUCUUCCCCAUUUGCGAACUUUGCAUCUGAUACUCAACAACGAUUUUCUUCGACCUUCCAUGUCCCAUCGGAUUAUCCGUCUGGAUACAAUAGUUCUGCAUCAUUUCCCAGUGGAUCUGUUCGGCCACCUCCACCUCUUCCUCCAACGCCGCCACCUCUUUCAUCCAGCCCUCUUAAUUUAUCAUCGAGUAAAUCUUCUAUUCCAAGCACUCCAGUUUACAACCUGGAAAGUGUUGGGAUGACUGAAAUUCCUCAGAACCCUACUGCAACUUCAACUGAURCGCGUUUAGGUGGUGUAUCUGCUUCUGGGGUCAUACUAGCUUCUAACCCUCUACCUGCACUUCCACACUUGAUAUUUAGUAGGCCUUCAAUGCCUGUAAAUCUCUAUGGGGGCAUUUCAACUCAGCAACAGAGUGAAAACUCGUCAAGCAUCUUGCCAAAUCUAGCUAUUCCUCCAUCUUCCAUGCCUUCAAUACAUUCUCUUCCUCAGUUACAGCCCCUGCAACCUCCACAGCUUCCUCGUCCUCCUCAGCCACCCCCUCAGCAUCUUAGGCCACCCAUUAUAGCUUCACAACAAUCAGAACAGGUAGCAUCAAUGCAAAAUCCGGUUCAAAUGCAAAUGCAUCAAUUGCAAAUACUACAACAGCCCCGAGUUUCUCCUCAGUACUACCAGUCACAACCAGUAGGAAUGUCACAUGCACUGCCACAGCAACAAUUCGAACAUCCUCAACAUCAAGCUGUGCAUCAGCCUGGGGAUGCUGCAACCACAUCCCAGCAACAGCAGGAUUCAGCAAUGUCAUUGCACGAGUACUUCAAGUCUCCAGAAGCUAUUCAGUCAUUGUUGAGUGACCGGGAAAAACUGUGUCAGCUUCUGGAACAGCACCCAAAGUUGAUGCAGAUGCUUCAGGAGAGACUGGGUCAACGAUAGUAACACAAGCAUGUAGAAUAGAGGGACAGACUUCUCUUUUAUACUUCGUAGCAUAGCGGCUGCAGUCCCUGUUUCAAAGAACAGCCUGUAACAUAAGUUUUGUAGUAAAUAGAAAUUAUGCAUUAUAUGUUAAUCUUGUAAUGUAACUAUAAACAGUUCUUUUGUUUAGUUCAUGAAAUUUACAUUAGUUUCGUUUCAUACUUAGUUUCACAAUAGUCGAGAGAAGUUCCUAUUUGUAAAUAUGGCCAAGUCAACGUUACCGAGCUAUUCUCGCUGUUUGGAAGCGUUCUAAAACAUAGCUUUGUAUGGUUUGUUUUGUUUUUUUCUUUC